Molecule: messenger RNA, 3873 nt
Organism: Nicotiana tabacum (common tobacco)
Lineage: Eukaryota; Viridiplantae; Streptophyta; Magnoliopsida; Solanales; Solanaceae
Product: polygalacturonase At1g48100-like
Biological process (GO): carbohydrate metabolic process
Molecular function (GO): polygalacturonase activity
Source: RefSeq, a predicted model, not a curated record
CACCCCUUAAUUUUCUCUCUCUCUCAUAAAAAUGUUGAGGUUUAGCGUAAAUCUCUUGAAGUUAGUCAUUUUGCUGUUUUUACUAAUCUGUUGUUUGGAGAGUGCAAUAUGCAAUGAGAAUUCUUCUGUCUUUAAUGUAUUAGACUAUGGUGCUAAAGGUGACGGUACCACAGAUGACACCAAAACAAUUGAAGCGGCAUGGAUAGAAGCUUGCAAAGUUGAAGGAUCAACUAUAGUGGUUCCAUCAGAUUAUGAUUUCCUAGUUGGACCCAUCUCUUUUUCAGGACCACAUUGCGAAGAAAACAUUGUUUUCCUGUUGGAUGGGAGAAUUAUAGCACCAACAAACCCUAAAAUUUGGGGUUCAGGGCUAUUACAAUGGCUUGAAUUCAAAAAGCUAAAUGGAAUAUCUAUCAAAGGAAAAGGAACUAUUGAUGGUCAAGGCUCAGUUUGGUGGCAAAACACUCAUUUAGAAGAUCCUGAUGAUGAUCCAAAUUAUACUACGCUAUUUGCUUUGACAAGUAGCACAGCAAAAGGAAAAAUGCCCAGAACCAGACCAACAGCUCUGAGGUUUUAUGGGUGUUCUAAUGUGGUAGUAACAGGCAUAACAAUCCAAAACAGCCCUAAAGCACAUCUAAAGUUUGAUAGUUGUGUGACUAUUCAAGUUUCUGGUAUCACAAUUUCAUCACCAGAAGAUAGCCCCAAUACAGAUGGAAUUCACCUUCAGAACUCCCAAAAUGUUGUUAUCCAUAGCAGUGAUCUUGAUUGUGGAGAUGAUUGCAUCUCUAUUCAAACUGGAACUUCAGCUGUGUUCAUUCAUGAUGUGAAGUGUGGACCUGGACAUGGAUUUAGCAUAGGAGGGCUGGGAAAUGACAACACCAAAGCCUGUGUCUCCAACAUAACAGUUCGUGAUUCCACACUACACAAUACUUUGACUGGUGUACGAAUCAAAACAUGGCAGGGAGGCUCAGGUUCAGUUCAAGGGAUCAUGUUUUCGAAUAUCCAAGUUUCAGAUGUGGAAACACCAAUAAUAAUUGAUCAAUUCUAUUGUGAUAAAAGCAAAUGCAAGAAUCAGACAUCAGCAGUGGCCAUCGCAGGGGUUUCAUAUCAAUCAAUAAAAGGAACAUAUUCAUAUGAACCACUUCAUUUUGCAUGCAGUGAUUCUGUGCCAUGCACUGGUGUUUCCCUUGCAGACAUACAGCUUAAACCUUCACCAAAAAGGGAACAUUUUUAUGGACCUUAUUGUUGGCAAACUUAUGGAGAAUUGAAAACAAAGACAACCCCUCCAAUUGAUUGUAUACAACCUGAUCAAGACACCCCUGAUUAUGAUUCUUGUUGAUUUUCCUAGAGAUUAAUAAAUAAUUGGAAGGAUUGUUCUCUCGUUCAGUUGCAAGGGCAGAUGGGUUCAACCGAAACUAGUAGCUUUAGCCAAAACCCUAUAUAUGUAUUAAGAAAUCUACUAAAUAUGAACAAAUAUUAAAUUUUAAAACCCAAUAACUCAAAUAGUCAGUAGGUUCAAUUAGCAUCCUGAACCUAUAAAGUUCAAAUCCCGAAUCUGCUAUUAGUACUAGGACUAGGAUAUUGAUGUACAAAAUCCAGCUUUCUAUAUAUAUAUAUAUAUAUAGUAUUGCAAGAUGAUUCAAAAUUUAAAAGGUGUGACAAACUUAUCAAUUACACCGUAUGUUCUCAUCGAUAGGUUUCUACUUGGUUGGAGCAAACUCUUGCAGUACUUUAAUUUCUUCCAUUUAACCAAGUGAAUUAGCAUAAGUAAUUGUAGAGCUGACUUGAGUGUCUCUUCAUUAUUCCAAGAAAAAAAUGAAAAGGAAUUGAAAAGUGUCUAUGAAAUAAGAAAUAUCACAGCAUUUUCUAGAUUGAGCAACGUUUCAAGUUUUUUUUAUGAUGGUGGUGUCCGGGCCAGCUUGCAUGCACCUCGAUCGAGUAACUGCUUCCUUCCACCAACACUGAUACCAGGUAACUACUCACUAAGGCUUGGACAGAUGAAAAGAAAUCACCUAGUAUUUUUUCUCCAUUGAAACUUGAACCAGAGAUUUCACGGUUCUCCCAAAUCAUUAGGUCACACUCUUGGGUGCGAGCAACAAUUUAAAUUAAAGUCGGUAGCUAGUAAAUGUGACUGGAGAAACUCUGUUCCUUCUGAAUCUUUUGUUGUCUGCUUACAUUCUUGACAUGAAUGUCAUUUGUAAUUUGUAUGCAGUGGUGACCAUAGUGUCUGAUCUACUACUGAAGAUACAAUUAUACAAUGUAGUAUACUGAAGACAGAAUGUAGUACAAAAUAAUUGUUACAGAACGAAUUUAUUGUGCUCCUGCCUUGUCUUCAAGUGUAUGAACAUUAGAAUAGGAUCAAUACUAUAGGUCACUUGUAUAAUUUGGCAGAGAAAAUGAGCAAUUAAAUGAGUGACAUGCCUCAUUCUGGGUAAUUAAGGCUGCUCUAAUACGACUAAAAUUGCAAUUAUUGGGUAAAUCAUUCUACUUUUCAUCUAAAAUUGGAGACAACUGAUCUUUCUUCAAGACACCUACCUAUAAUCAAAAGGCGUGUUUUGGCCUAAUGGAACUAGUUUGACUGCGCAAAUAUUGCAACAUAACAAGCUACAGUAAAGCCUGGAGCUAAUUGUGAACAGAGAAUGAUGAGGAAGAAAUGCCUCAGAAAAACCCAUCUUUUGAAACCUAUGUGUUACUACUACUUCCUUCCCAAAAAAGGAUUAGCAACGAAAAUAUUAAGUAUCAGUGGUACGGGACUGAUAUGAAAUCAUCUAACUAAGAGGCCUAGACUAUGGCCACUAGGCAAUGCUUUAGACCUUCAUACAGAAGAGCAAACCGAAGAAGAAAAAAAUAGAGACUCAUCCUCUGCCAUGAGCUUGAAUCUGAACUUGAAAGUAGCUAAUACCUCUAGACGGAUUCAAGAUUGUGGCCAAAAGAUGGUUCUCUCUCAUUUCUAGUCUCGCUCUCUAUGUACUAGUAGUUAGAAAGUUGUCACAACAGCUAUGAUAGCUAGAGAAGAAACUUUUCCUUGGGGCUCUUCAUACCUCAUCUCUGUAGCAUAUACUUCAUAUAUAUAGAUAGUCUAGAAACAUGUUGAUCUUUGAAUGUCGUUAUAGAAAAAAGGGUUGGCAGGGGUGAUGUUGAUCCAUAAACAAAAGCUUUUAUGAAUAAGAGUGUCAUUCUAUUUUUCUUCUGCAUAUGGCAGGACACGAGGAGUUCAUUCGUGUAUCAAUAAGAAACUGAACCAACUCCAAGCCAAGAUGCUUUUUAACAUGGAUUUAAGUUAUAUACACUGAUAGUGUAACAAAUUUUUACACUAACAAUACGAAGGCACAUCUCAUGACCAAACCCUUUUAGCUUCCCUUUGAUGUAUAUUAAUUACAUACAUGAAAAAUCAGUCUUAGACCAUUAAUAUGUUAGUGGGACGCGGGCUUUUCUAAACGUAGAAGGUACUUCCUUCUAUCUUUUGUAUCGAUAGUUUAAGAAUUUAGAAUUACAGAAAAAUAGUUAAUGCGUUUUUAGUUUUUUAAACAAAGUAUAUAUUUUAGAUUAAAUUUUGUUGGCUGAAGAGGCAGAUAAAAAGGACAGGAGGGAGUAUAAUACACAUAUCAACUGCAGAGUAUACUCAUCAAUAAAGUAUAUCCUAAUCUAGGUUGCAGUAUUUUGUCGAUCGUGCAAGAGUUUCAAAAGCAGUAGGACGCAACUAGUGAUUGCCUUUAAGGCAUCUUAAGGAAUUUAUAGGCAGCCCUACCAGCAAAAGGGUUCACAUCAAAAUUUACAAAAAAGGAUUUCUGAGUCCGUGUCAACCCAAGAGUAGGAACUCCAAACUCUCAAAAGUUUUCAUAAAGUUCUGGCAGCAUUCUGGGAACAGUCUACAAU